AUGGUUUCAUCAUCAAAUUUAGGUUUCCCAAGAAUGGGUGAAAACCGUGAAUUAAAGAAAUUAGUUGAAAACUAUUGGCAAGGUAAAGUUGAAGAAACCCAAUUCCAAAAGGAAUUAAAAGAAAUUAGAAUUAAUCAUUGGAAAUUACAAAAGGAAGCUGGUAUUGAAAUUAUUCCAAGUAAUGAUUUUUCAUUAUAUGAUCAAGUUUUAGAUCAUAUUCACUUAUUUGGUGCCAUUCCAAAACGUUAUACUCCAGUUGUUGAAUCUGAAAUUGAAGAUGGUUCAAAUGGUUUACGUACUUAUUUCGCUAUGGGUCGUGGUUAUCAAACUUCAAAAGCAGCCACCCAAGUUUCAGAAACCAAUACUCAAGGUGCAUUUGCAUCAAAAGUUGAGAAAUCAAUCGAUGUUGGUAGUAUGGAAAUGAAGAAAUGGUUCGAUACAAAUUAUCACUACAUUGUACCAGAAUUUGAAGAUUCUCAACAAUUCAAAUUAACAAACUAUGGUGGUUAUAGUGAACCAAAACCAAUUCACGAAUUCUUAGAAGCAAAAUCAAUUGAUAUUGAAACUCGUCCAGUUGUUCUUGGCCCAAUCUCUUUCCUUUUAUUAGGUAAAUCAAGUGAUAGUUCAAAACCAUAUUCAAGUAAAUUCGAUUCAUUAGUUCACCUCAAUGCUUUAUUAGGUGUCUAUGAAGAACUUUUCAAACAAUUUGAAAAGAUUGGUGUUAAAUCUGUUCAAAUCGAUGAACCAGUUUUAUGUUUUGAUCUCUUUGAAACUGAAUUAAUUAAAAAUGCUUAUACCACUGCUUUUAAUGUAAUUCAUAAAGCUGCCCCAAAUAUUAAUAUUUUAAUUGCAACUUAUUUCGGUGAAAUUCGUGAAAAUAUUGAUUUAAUUACUUCAUUACCAGUAAAUGGUAUUCAUAUUGAUACUAUUAGAAGUUCAUCAAGUGAAGUUGAAAGUGUUUUAACUAAAAUUCCAACCUCAUGGACAAUUUCAAUUGGUAUUAUCGAUGGUAGAAAUGUUUGGAAGAAUGAUUUAACUAAAUCAUUAGUUACCUUAAAGAAUAUUAUCGCCAAAACUGGUAGUGAUAGAAUUUUAUUGGCACCAUCUUGUUCAUUAUUACAUUGUCCACAUUCAUUAACUCGUGAAAUUGGUAGAGUUGAAAGUCAAGUCUUAGAUUGGUUAGCUUUCUCAUUAGAGAAAUUAAAAGAAAUUUCUUUCCUUACCUACGCUCUUAAUAAAUGUACUUUUACCACUGAAAAUACUAUUACUUUCCCAGAAGAUACUUGUUCAAAAAUUAAAGAAUAUUAUCAAUUAAAUAAAGAAUCAAAUCAAAAGAGAAGAGAAUCAAAAUUAAUUCAUAAUGAUAUCGUUAAAAAGAGAGUUACUGAAAUUACUCCAUCAAUGUUAAAACGUGAAAAUCCAUUCCCAGUUCGUCGUGAAGCCCAAAGAAAAAGAUUAACUACUCUUCCAGCAUUAUUCCCAACCACUACUAUUGGUUCAUUCCCACAAACUAAAGAAGUCCGUUUAGCAAGAAGUAACUUUAAAUCAAAGAAAAUCACACCAGAAGCUUAUGAUCAAUUCAUUCGUGAUGAAAUUAGAAAAUGUAUUAAAGUUCAAGAAGAAUGUGAAUUGGAUGUUUUAGUACAUGGUGAAUUUGAAAGAACCGAUAUGGUUGAAUAUUUUGGUGAAUAUUUAGCUGGUUUCGUUUUCACUCAAAAUGGUUGGGUACAAAGUUAUGGUAGUCGUUGUGUUAAACCACCAAUUAUCUAUGGUGAUGUUAAUAGACCAGUUCCAAUGACUCUUGAAUAUACCACAUUUGCUCAAACCCUCACAACCAAACCAAUGAAAGGUAUGUUAACUGGUCCAGUUACAAUCCUUCAAUGGUCAUUUGUUCGUGAUGACCAACCACGUUCUGAAACUUGUUUCCAAAUUGGUUUAGCCAUUCGUGAUGAAGUUACCGAUUUAGAAAAUAAAGGUAUUGCUUGUAUUCAAAUCGAUGAACCAGCAAUUCGUGAAGGUCUUCCAUUGCGUUUAUCCGAUUGGAAUCAAUAUCUUAAAUGGGCAAUUGACUCUUUCUUAUUAUCAAGCACUGGUGUUAAAGAUAGUACUCAAAUUCACUCCCAUAUGUGUUAUUCAGAUUUCAAUGAUAUCUUUGAAUCAAUUCAAAGAAUGGAUACUGAUGUUUUAACUAUUGAAAAUUCAAAAUCUGAUCUCAAACUCUUAAAAGCUUUUGAAAAAUAUGGUUACACAAAUGAAAUUGGUCCAGGUCUCUAUGAUAUUCACUCUCCAAGAAUUCCAUCUGUUGAAGAUAUGAAAGAUCGUGUUGAACAAAUGCUUAAAUAUCUCUCAACUAAUCUCUUAUGGAUUAAUCCAGAUUGUGGUCUUAAAACUAGAGAACCAGAAACUACAAGAUUAGCUUUAAUUAAUAUGGUUAAAGUUGCUAAACAAUUUAGAGAAAUUUAUGCUAAUAAAGAAUAA
This is a messenger RNA of Dictyostelium discoideum AX4, 2478 nucleotides long. RefSeq lists its product as hypothetical. The transcript is spliced from 2 exons. Bases 1 to 2478 code for a protein of 825 amino acids. NCBI's taxonomy places the organism in Eukaryota, Evosea, Eumycetozoa, Dictyosteliales, Dictyosteliaceae. The record is from RefSeq and is a predicted model, not a curated record.